This is a messenger RNA of Akanthomyces muscarius, 1464 nucleotides long. RefSeq lists its product as uncharacterized. Lineage: Eukaryota; Fungi; Ascomycota; Sordariomycetes; Hypocreales; Cordycipitaceae. Gene Ontology annotation, cellular component: membrane. The record is from RefSeq and is a predicted model, not a curated record. The transcript has 10 exons. Gene Ontology annotation, molecular function: signaling receptor activity. The coding region runs from base 1 to 1464 and encodes 487 amino acids.
AUGCGGAUGCUGUCAGCUGUAUGUUUUUCUGUUUCAGGUUGCCUCAAGACUCAAGGCACAGCCACAGAGGCUCGUCAUAAGAUUAGGAACACCCUGGCAGAAAAAGUACUUGCGGCAGGGGUGGUGACAGGGGCGAAGUGGAAUAAUGCAAGCUAUGCAAUUUUAUACCAAGUACGGAUCACUAGUUUUAGCUGGCUAGAUUUACCACUCGUGAGCUGCGCCACAGCAUCAAACCUCGCGUCCGGGACGCUGGAAAACUUCCCUGCCAUUGCUGUAGCUGGCUUGCUGAAGAAGCUUGCCGUGUCAUCUAUUUCCACUCGGGUAAAAUUGAGGUCCGUCUUCAGUCACACUAUGGCGGAGAUAAACAUUCACGACGCCGCAUGCCAAGUAGAUCGCCCAGGCUGCGCACUUUGCGACCAGCUAAAGGACGUGUAUCUCUGGAGCUUCGGCAUAUACAUCGAGGAUCGCAACUCUCAGCCCACUUCGCGCCUGAGCCAUACUUGUGAAAAGAAAUUUCGUAUUCAAAGAAAUACAAUGUCUUUACGAGGAGUUAAGCAACGCCAUGCCCGCGACGCUAAUACAAACAUCGCCGCCAUGGCACCUCCAAACAGGUCAAAAAGCCGCACCUUGACGUGGGACGAGAUGCCCGAAUGGCGGCGCGAUAAUAAGUACAUACUUGGCGGCUAUCGCCGAGAAAAAGCAGACUUCCUCGAGAUCCUUGCUGGCCUGACCUUUCUGCAUAACGAGACGUGCAAUGUGUAUACUCACUUAAUUAGCGCACUCCUACUGCCGCUUAUCGCGGUCCCUAUUAUGCGCAAUAUCUCACAGACGCAAUUACCGACCGUGUCAGGAGUCGAUUACGCCAUGUUUGGUAUCUUCUUUGUAGGCGCAGAGUGCUGUUUGCUUUUCAGCGCUGCCUACCACCUGGUCGGCCCAUACUCGCACCCCGUCGAGCAGUUCUGGCAUCGGAUGGACCUGCUAGGUAUCGUCAUUGUGACGGCGGCGACUUUUGUGCCUGGCAUUUAUUACAUCUUCUUCCGCGAGCCUGCUUGGCAGAAAUUACACUGCGCCGUCGUCGUCAUCUUGGGCCUUUUUACUGCGGCGCUAAUUUGUAUACCUGUCUUCCGAACGCUGCGCUGGCGAAAGGUUAGGGUCGGUGCCUAUGCUGUAUUUGGUGCCUCAGCAUCCAUACCCCUACUACAUGGCACUCGGCUGUACGGCCUUGAGUAUAUGAUUCAGUACUCUGGGAUGAAGUGGUAUCUACUUGAACUUACUAUAUACGGUGGUGGAGCUUGUCUUUACGCGUUUCGAAUCCCCGAGUGCUUCGCUUCGGGCAAGUUCGACAUUUUAUGCAGCUCUCAUCAAAUCUUCCACGUCACUAUCUUCUGUGCAAUGUGUGUACACAUUCUAGGUUUAGUGCAGGCUUUCACCGCGUGCCACGGAUUAGAUAUUGGCAACAUCUAG